AUGGAUAUUCGGAUUCAUGAUUCGUCAUGUACGACAAUUGAUAGCACUCCCUCAAUCUCAGUCGCUGCACCUUCAAUGGAUUCGGACAAUGGCUUCCUAGAAUUCGCCAUUCUACCUACAAGAAAAACUUCGAAAGCAUCGUUUGUCAGAAUCGGCGCCGUGGCGGGAGGGCUGGCGGGUGGGUUCACGAACGCGACGCUGCAUCCGCUGGACACGGUGAAGACGAAGCUGCAGACCAAAGGCUCCUCGCUCGUGUACUCGGGCCCAAUAGACGUCAUCCGCAAGGUAUCAGCCGCACAGGGCAUCGGGGGCUUUUACCGCGGGCUGCCAGCGGCGUUCCUGGGGUCCGUGCUCUCCUCCUCCAUCUACUUCGGCACCUACGAGCUCGCCAAGGGGGGCCUCUCAAAGGACAUGGUGCUCCCGCUGCCCUUCUCAGCGCUCAGACGCCCACGGUCCAGCAGCAGCGGAGGGAGAAGCGGGGCCAGCGAGCAAGAUAGAAGCGGAGGGGGUAGUGGUAGUGGUGGUGGUGGUGGUGGUGGUGGUGGUGGUGGUGGUGGUGGUGGUGGGGAGACGAGCAGCAGGAAUGGUGGUGGUGGUGGGGUUAGCUCUGUGUCAUCAUCAGCGUCAUCAGCGUCAUCAGUGUCAUCGCCAUCAGGGGUGGUGCUGUCGUGCCCGGUGGCGCUGGUGCCUCCUGUGGCGGCAGCGCUGGGGAACAUCGCGAGCUCCGCCAUCCUCGUGCCCAAGGAAGUCAUCAAGCAGCGCAUGCAGGCGGGAGCAGCAGGGUCGGCGUGGCAGGUGCUGCAGCAGGCAGUGGCGGGGGAGGGGGUGGCAGGGCUUUACAGCGAAUACACCGCUGCCCUCCAUUCCCUCGUUCCAUUCCAUUCUUCCUGUGUCCCCUUCCCUUGUCGUCUCCAGGCAGGAGCAGCAGGGUCGGCAUGGCAGGUGCUGCAGCAGGCAGUGGCGGGGGAGGGAGUAGCGGGGCUGUACAGCGGAUACACCGCUGCCCUCCUGCGCAACCUGCCCACCAACGUCCUCAACUUCUCCACCUUCGAGUAUCUGAAGAUGGCGAUACUCCAUGUGAGGCAUGCCACUGCUCUGCGACCACAUGAGAGCAUGGCAGCGGGGGCAGUGGCAGGGGCACUCUCAGCCGCACUCACCACGCCUCUGGACGUGGUCAAGACUCGCCUCAUGACUCAGGCUCGGGUGGCCGUGGCAGCGGCUGGCACCACCGGGGCAAAGGCAGAGGCAGCAGCUAAGGCUCAGGCAGCAGCUGCAUACACAUACAAAGGAGUGGUGUCGACACUGAGGCGAGUGUGCGAGGAGGAAGUCGCCGCGCUUCUCGUCAGCGAGGGAUUUGGCGGCUCGUCUCGUCAGUAUGUGUCGGCCGCCACACCGACUAAGGAGCAGAUAAAAGCGGAAGUUAAGAAGAUGGCGGAUCACGUCAACGCGCACUAUCCGAAUUACGUCAAGUUCGCGAACGCCGUGAAAGCCGCUAUGUCUCUCAACUACGACAUAUCCGCGUUGAAGAAUGCGACGAUACUGAUGCCCGAUAACAAUGCGUGGUCGAACUUCACGAAGCUGGUCCCUCCGUCCUCGAAGAAUCUGCCAAAGAUGUACAACGUUACGGCGUACCACGUGCUUAUACCGAGGAUGAUGCUAGCGUAUAUUAGGCAGCAGAAGCCGAGAGCGUUCCCGACGAUGCUGAAGCAGCCUCAAUAUAAGCAGACCCCGCUAAAUGCGGUGAACGCAUCGUUUGGGCUUUUGAAUUCCCCCAGGCCCAAAUGGUGCACAAUAACGACGGCUAGAAUUUAUCAGGGCCCUUAUUUCAUCGCGCAUGGCGUGGAUAAUCUCGUGAUUCCCAAGGGUACUACUGUUCCAUAG
Molecule: messenger RNA, 1881 nt
Organism: Closterium sp. Yama58-4
Lineage: Eukaryota; Viridiplantae; Streptophyta; Zygnematophyceae; Desmidiales; Closteriaceae
Source: the annotation of a GenBank genome assembly